Molecule: messenger RNA, 2573 nt
Organism: Panicum hallii
Lineage: Eukaryota; Viridiplantae; Streptophyta; Magnoliopsida; Poales; Poaceae
Product: ABC transporter G family member 25
Exons: 3
Coding region: 228-2150 (640 amino acids)
Cellular component (GO): membrane
Molecular function (GO): ABC-type transporter activity; ATP hydrolysis activity; ATP binding
Source: RefSeq, a predicted model, not a curated record
CCGGCCGCCCGCCCCGAUUCUCGCGCACCAACACUGCGCAUGCCAGCGCCGCCGAUCGCCAGGCGCCACCACCACCUCCUCCUCCGGCGGCGGAUCAAUAGUAGCUUCUCUGAGCGGUUCUUGCUCCUGCGGUGACGACUCAGGUGCUGCGGUUACCGCUCGUUCUUCUUGCUCUGCUCGUCGGUUGGGAGGGAAGCUUGAGCGGAGACCGGAAAGUCAAGCAGCUAAUGCCUCCCAACGCCCAGGACGCGCACGGAAGCACCGGCCUCCCCGUGACGGCGGCCCCGGCGGCGGCGGCGAACAAGAUGGACUGCUUCCUGACCACCGCCUGCACGCCGCUCAACCUCCAGUUCAUCGACGUGUCGUACCGCGUCAAGCAGACGGAGCGGUCCGCGGCGGCGAAGGCGCCGCCCGGCAGGAUAUCCUCGCACUCCAGCGCUGGCGCCGCGGCGGUGCCGGAGGAGCGGACGAUCCUCAAGGGCGUCACGGGCGAGGCGCGCGCGGGGGAGCUGCUCGCGGUGCUGGGCCCGUCGGGGAGCGGCAAGUCGACGCUGCUCUCCAUCCUCGGCGGCCGCCUCGCGGGUCGCCACGCCGGGACGGUCCUGGCCGGCGGCCGCCCGCCGUGCCGCGGCGUGCAGCGCCGCACGGGGUUCGUGGCACAGGACGACGUGCUCCACCCGCACCUCACCGUGCGGGAGACGCUCGUCUUCUGCGCCAUGCUGCGCCUGCCCCGCGCCGCGCCGGCCGCGGCCAAGGCCGCCGCCGCCGAGGCCGUGAUCGCCGAGCUGGGCCUCGCCGCGUGCGCCGACACCGUCGUGGGGAACGCGUUCGUGCGCGGCGUGUCGGGGGGCGAGCGGAAGCGCGUCAGCAUAGGGCACGAGAUGCUCGUCAACCCGAGCCUGCUCAUCCUCGACGAGCCCACGUCGGGGCUCGACUCCACCGCCGCCGCGCGCCUCGUCGCCACGCUCUCGGCGCUGGCGCGGAAGGGCCGCACCGUCGUCAUGUCCGUGCACCAGCCGUCCUCCCGGGUCUACCGCAUGUUCGACUCCGUCCUGCUGCUCGCCGAGGGCAGCUGCCUCUACUUCGGCGCCGGCCGCGACGCCAUGGACUACUUCGGCUCCGUCGGCUUCGCGCCGGGGUUCCACGUCAACCCGGCCGACUUCAUGCUCGACCUCGCGAAUGGUUUUGCUCAAGCAGAUUACAAUUUCACCGCAGAAGGCGGCAGCGUGAAGCAGUCGUUGAUCUCGUCUUACAACAAGGUGCUCGCCCCAAGGGUGAAGGCGUCCAUCAACGCCGGCGCCGCCGCGGAGCACGCGCAGACUGGCAAUGACGGCGGCGCCGAGCCGCAGCUGCCGGCGGAGAGCUGCAGCGGGUGCACGAGCUGGGCGAACCAGUUCACGAUCCUGCUCCGGCGCAGCCUCAAGGAGCGGCGGCACGAGACGUUCACGUCGCUGCGCGUCUUCCAGAUCAUCGCGCCGGCGCUGGUGGCCGGCGCCAUGUGGUGGCGGUCGUCGCCGCUGGCGGUGCAGGACCGUCUGGGCCUGCUCUUCUUCGUCUCCAUCUUCUGGGGCGUCUUCGCCUCCUUCAACGCCGUGUUCGCGUUCCCGCAGGAGCGGCCGGUGCUCGCCCGGGAGCGCGCGUCGGGGAUGUACGCGCUCUCCUCCUACUUCAUGUCCCGGAUGGCCGGCGACCUGCCCAUGGAGCUCGCCCUGCCCACGGCGUUCACGGUGAUCGUGUACCUGAUGGCCGGGCUCAACCCGGCGCCCGCCGCGUUCGCGCUCACCCUGGCGGUGAUCCUCUCCUACGUGCUCGUCGCCGAGGGGCUCGGGCUCGCCGUCGGCGCCGUCAUGAUGGACGCCAAGCGCGCGUCGACGCUGGUGACGGUGAUCAUGCUCGCCUACCUCCUCACCGGCGGGUUCUACGUGCACAACGUGCCGGGCUUCAUGGUGUGGGCCAAGUACACCUCCUUCACCUACUACUGCUACCGCCUGCUCAUCGCCGUGCAGUACGGCGGCCACCUGCGCCGCCUGCUCCCGCCGGAGGCCGUCGACGGUGAGGCCGGCCCCGGCGCAUGCGUCGCCGCGCUCGUCGCCAUGUUCUUCGGGUACCGGCUGCUGGCGUACCUCGCGCUGCGCCGCGUCAGGAAGUGACCUGGCCGCCGGCGCCGCUGUAGCUAGCUAGCUAGGUACGUGUCCAUUAACUAUUCCGGCCGGCCGGCCGGCCCGGCACGAUGACCAAAGGCCCCGGCCGGCCGGCGCGCGCGGCGAACCGAGAUCCGCGGCGCCGGCGGGCGGGCGGGGCGUCGGGGGGAGAUGAGUCGACCAGAUGACGCGGUAGUUGUUGGCGUCGCCGGCGAUCGACGAGGUCGUCGUCUUCCUCUUGGGAGUUGGGAUUUCUUGCUUUUUUUUUCCCUCUUACCUAAAUUUGGUGGUCUCCGCGCCAUCGAUCGAUCGAGAUGCCUUCUUGAAAGCAAGUGUACUAUAUAUUGAUCAAUCACUGGGUGUAAGUUGUGAGAGCUGAAUUGGGGGCUUCUUGGUCUGAUGAAGAUGAAUGGAUGGUUGGUUUGAUUAAAA